Messenger RNA from Penicillium waksmanii, 828 nucleotides. RefSeq names its product proteasome core particle subunit beta 2 (gene pup1). Bases 1 to 828 code for a protein of 275 amino acids. Gene Ontology annotation, molecular function: threonine-type endopeptidase activity. The transcript has 3 exons. The record is from RefSeq and is a predicted model, not a curated record. Gene Ontology annotation, cellular component: proteasome core complex. Lineage: Eukaryota; Fungi; Ascomycota; Eurotiomycetes; Eurotiales; Aspergillaceae.
AUGCCGGGCUUCGACUUCUCCAACUUCAACCGCAACUCGGCUCUUCACGCCAGGGGUGUUCCCCUUCCUAAGGCAACCAGCACUGGUACAACAAUUGUUGGAUGUGUUUAUGACAAUGGCGUUGUGAUUGCAGCAGAUACCCGAGCCACCAGCGGUCCCAUAGUAGCAGACAAGAACUGCGAGAAGCUCCACUACAUCGCCCCGAAGAUCUGGUGUGCUGGUGCCGGUACCGCCGCUGAUACCGAAUUCACAACCGCCCUCAUCAGCUCCAAUGUCGAGCUGCACUCUCUAUCCACGGGCCGCGACCCGCGCGUGAUCACUUGCAUGACGAUGCUGAAGCAACACCUCUUCCGAUACCAGGGUCACAUCGGUGCGUACCUAGUGGUUGCGGGCGUGGACCCGACUGGCGUUGGUCUCUACACCGUUCACGCCCACGGAUCGACGGAUAAGCUCCCCUAUGUGACAAUGGGAUCCGGUUCGUUAGCAGCCAUGUCAGUAUUCGAGUCGAUGUGGCAGCCGGAUCUGGACAAGCAGGCUGCUAUCACUCUCUGCGCUGAAGCUAUCAAGGCCGGUAUCUUCAACGAUCUGGGAUCCGGUAGCAAUGUCGACGUCUGCGUUAUCGAGAAGGAUAAGCCUACCAAGUUGAUGCGCAACUACGAGAAGCCCAAUGAGCGUGGAACCAAGGAGCGCAACUACCGUUUCCCUCGUGGUACCACUGCUUGGUUGAACCAGAAGAUCAUCAGCAAGGAGGAUAUGAAGAAAUAUGUCACCAUCGAGACCUUGUCUGGAGAUGACAAUCUGGCUGAGAAGAUGGAGGUGGAUUCUUAG